Cinara cedri is the source of this 1963-nucleotide messenger RNA. The record is from the annotation of a GenBank genome assembly. Lineage: Eukaryota; Metazoa; Arthropoda; Insecta; Hemiptera; Aphididae.
AUGAGUGAUUUUGAUGGAUGUGUUCACACAGCUCACUGUGAAAACAAUGUUUUUGUUGGUAAUAAUACCACAGAAUAUAAUCAAACUAAUAACUGUAGUAAUAUCACAGAACAAUGUAAAAUUAAAAAGAAUACAUUUGAUAUUAAAAAAAAUGUUAAUUUGAAUAAAAAGCAAAAAAAUAUAUCAUUUUCAAAUGAAAAGCUUUGGGAAAUAAACAGAGUAAAUCAAAUUUUACAUAAUAAAGUCAGCAAUGGAGUAAAACCUACUUACUCAAGACAAAAUCCUUCAUUUUUUGUAAAAGCUACUUCAAAAAUUAACCGAGAAAAGAAACAAAAAGAUAUUGAAAAAUCAAAUAAAGUAAGUUAUCAACAUAAAGGUUUACAAUUUCUUUAAAUGUAAAUAAGUUAGAAUUAUUUACAUAAGUCUUUUACAUAAUCAAAAAAAUAGCAGAGUAAGAAACUUGAUGAGUUAGUUAAAGCUAGAUUUAAAUUUUAUUUUGCAUUAAAAACAUAUUUUAAGUUAAGUUUUCUGUUCUUAGGGCAUAUUUCUUCAUUUGAUAGUUAUUUUUUUGAGGUUCUUAUUUCAUUUAAUAAUAAAACCAAAAUUAUUUUUUGGUAUUAUUAUUAUUGGUAUAUUAUUAUAUUAUAAUUUUUUUUUUUUUAACCAUAAUUUAAAUUAAUUUUUAAUUCUUACAAUAUUAUAUGGUUGUUGACUGUUUGCACGUUUUUCUUAAAGAAGCCUAACAAUCACCGAUUAGAUUAAUUUCCGGGUUAUAAUUCUAUUUAUAAACAGUAAAUAAAUUGCUUAUAAUCUAUAUCACAAAAAUCAUAAGUAUUACUGUCUUAGAUCAUAUAUAAACGAACUUCACUCAGAAUCGUUUUUCGUUAGAAAUGGUUUAUCGUAUAGAUGUAAAUUAAAUAACUUUAUGUGGUAUGUUUAUAAGCAGUAUAUGCUUUUUUUAUUGUUACCUAGUACAAAAAAAAAAUGGACAUACUUCGCACGAUGGGUGGUCCACUGGAAUCUCGGAAAAAAAUAACAAUUUUAAAAUUUUGAAUAUAAUAAUUGAUUAUUACAUAAAAAACAAAUGAUAUUAUCAUAAUUUAUAUAACACUAGAAAACUUUGACACUUAAGUGACUUUUGACAGACUAAAUUUAGUACACUCAAAUUAUAGCAUGAAAGUAUGAAAAAAGUAAUUUCAAUGAAUAAAUGGAAUGAAAGAUAUAUUGUAACCACUUAUUAUUUUAAAUAUUUUAAAUUUUUAAGUCUUGACUUUUUUGACAUAACUUUUUUUCUCAUAAUUUUUUACAAUUAAUACACCAAUAUUUCUCAUAAGAAAUAUAUUUUUUAUAUUUUAUUAUUUUUAAAAACUAUGUUAAUUAAACAUAUUUUUUUUAUUUUUCAUAAUUAGUUAAUAUAUUUAACAUUUUAAAAUUGUUGUUCUUUUUUACCAAUUACCGGUCCAUUGUUGUAGGUGGGAAGGUAGGAUAAACUAUAUGGAUGGAAAUUGAAUGUAUAUUUGUUUGAAACGACUAGUCAUAGCUAACGAAAAACGAUUCUGAGUGGAGUUCGGUUAUAGGUACAUGUUUUUAAAGGCCGUAAUAUUUAUGAUUUUCGUCAAAAUUCAAUAGGUAUUAUAAUUCUUAGUAAACUACUUAGUACCUAUACUUAUAAUACUAGAUAUAAAUAUGUUUUUUUUUUCAGAUUUUAGCAAACAAGUUAAAAAAUGUGACGUCUACUAUUUAAAUUAAGCAUCAAACAUUUGUAAAUAAUAAAACCGCGUUUACUGAAUACCUGUAAGAAUUAGGUAUGUAUUUUAAAGAAUUUCAAUUUUUGGGAGUUUUUUGCUGUAAUUCGGUUAUAAACACAUAUAGAGACUUGAAACUUGGCAAUAAUACUUAUAUUGGACUUACCUAGAAGUGAUCAAUUUUACAAAAUCAUCGGACGCCUUUUAUUUUUUUAAUA